AGUCAUGUCUCAGUCUGGAACUUGUUUUUAGUUCUUGUGGUUGUAUAAAAUGGUUAAAAUAAUAAUAGCAGUCUUUUUAACGUUUCUCGCAGAUGCACAUUCUAUAAGAACUAUUUUUGAAGAUAUCGAAGAAUAUAGAAUAGAACUUUUUAAGAAUGUUUCAAUGCCAUCGUACACGACUGACAGUUUAUUAAAAUUAGAAAAAGAAGAUUCUUGCGCCUUAUACAUACCACUUGUACCAGAUGUUAGGGGCUUGGAAACUGUUAGUGAAAUUAAAUGUAAGAAAUAUAUGUGGGAUCUUAAAAACCAGUUAUUGGAGGAGGAUCAACGGGAAAGAUGUGAAGUUCAAAAAACAUUAGCAACAUAUAUACCCGAACAACUUUAUGAUGGUAACACUCCUGAAAAAUUUGUAGGAUAUGGUCGGGAAGCGCAAUACGCUGAGUUCCCACACAUGGGUGCUGUCGGUUGGCGCUGUAAGGAUACCGCCAAGGAAUGGGUGUUCAAAUGUGGCAGCAGUCUCAUUAGUGACAAGUUCCUCCUGACGGCAGCACAUUGUACCAAGUUGUCUCCGCGAUUUGUAUCUGACAUUGUCAAUGGCGAUCCAGAAGUUGUUAAGUUGGGCGUUGAAAAUAUUUUAGAUGAUGUCGGAAACGAGGGAAGGCAACCAAAAAUUGCUAAAAUUGUAAAUAUCAUCGUCCAUCCAGAAUACAAGUCACCUAAGAAAUACAAUGAUAUAGCAUUAUUAGAAGUAGAUCAAGCUAUAGCAUUUACUGAAUUCAUCAAACCUGCUUGUAUUUGGCCUCACAAAGAUAUGUCACUUGUUGGGAAAAAGGUAACCCUCACUGGAUGGGGAGAGACUGAAACAGGUCAACCGGCUACAAUCCUACAAGCUGGAGAUGUAGAAAUUCUAGAUACUCACACUUGCGACAAUAUACUUAAACCAUUCCACAAUCGGAACUGGCAUGGUUUUACGGACAACCAAAUGUGUGCUGGUAAACCAGGAGGACGUGUUGAUACCUGCAAGGGAGAUUCUGGAGGUCCGUUGUCAAUAAGGCUUGAGGGCUAUGAUUACAUAUCCUUACAUUUGGUGGUUGGUGUUACAUCGUUUGGCAUUCAAUGCAGUGUACGGGACCGGCCGGGCGUCUACACUCGAGUCGCAAGUUACGUCAACUGGAUAGAAAAACAUGUCUGGAAUUACACUUCAAAAUUUCCUUACGUUUGGCACGUCGUCGUCGUUCAAUAUAAUUAUUCAGUCUGUAACUGGUUCCUCAUGUUAGUUGUUGUAUCGAUUAUGAUUAACAUUCAUAUUUUGGCAUUGAUUUUAACAUACAUAAUCGAUGCAGGGCACUUUGUUUGCAAUGCAGAAACAUCAAAACGAACUAUAUUCGACGACCUGGAAGAAGAACGUGAAAAACAAGAGAAUAUCAUAAAUGUCUUAUUUGAAGACUACGGAAAAAACGAAGACAAUGAUCCUUGUGAACCUUUCACACCACUUGAGCCCGAUGUCUCUAAACUUACAACUUUGAGUGAAGCAAAAUGCAAGGAAUAUGUUUGGCGCCUGAAGAGUCAACAACAAAGAAACAUCAAAGCAUGGCACUGUCACAUGCAGGAACUUUUUCAGAAUCCUCAAAAUAAUACAAUGGAAAUAAAAAAUGGCUAUUUAGCUGAAUUGCCCAUUAUCUACGGGGGCCACGAUGUUGAAAUAGCUCAGUUUCCUCACAUGGGAGCAGUCGGUUGGCGCUGUAAAGAUACCGCUAAGGAAUGGGUGUUCAAAUGUGGUGGCAGCCUCAUAAGUGACAAGUUCCUCCUGACGGCUGCACAUUGUACCAAGUUGUCUCCACGAUUUGUGUCUGACAUUGUAAACGGGGAUCCAGAAGUCGUGAUGUUGGGCGUUGAAAAUAUUUCGAACACUGUGGGAAAAAAAACUCGAAGACCAACAAUAGUUAAAAUAAAGAACAUCAUCGUACAUCCAGGAUACAAGGCGCCGAAGAAAUUUGAUGAUAUUGCAUUAUUAGAAGUCGAUACUCCAAUAGAAUUCACGCCUUUCAUAAUGCCAGCCUGUGUCUGGCCUCAUGCUGAUCAAUUGCCUAGUUCCACAAGUGAAAUAUCUAUUACUGGGUGGGGAACUACCGAAUCAGGUAAACCAUCUUCAAUUCUGCAAGCAGCUGAUGUCGAAUUUCUCGAUACAAUAAUCUGUGACGCUUUGCUGAGGCCAUUUUACAAUCGUCACUGGAAUGGUUUCACUGAUAAACAGAUGUGUGCUGGUAAUCUGGAUGGUGGAAUUGACACAUGUCAGGGCGAUUCCGGGGGUCCACUGCAAGUAAGACUCAAUAGUGGUCAAAUCGACUCGGCAAUCCAUAUGGUGGUUGGAAUCACAUCAUUUGGCUUCAAAUGUGGUGUCAGAAAUCAGCCAGGAGUAUACACUAGAGUAGCGAGCUACAUCGACUGGAUUGAAGAGCACGUUUGGAAUGGAACAAUAACCCAUUAGAUCUUUUUAAGUUAUGACUAUCA
Molecule: messenger RNA, 2511 nt
Organism: Aricia agestis (brown argus)
Lineage: Eukaryota; Metazoa; Arthropoda; Insecta; Lepidoptera; Lycaenidae
Exons: 18
Coding region: 50-2488 (812 amino acids)
Biological process (GO): proteolysis
Molecular function (GO): serine-type endopeptidase activity
Source: RefSeq, a predicted model, not a curated record